Messenger RNA from Anisakis simplex (herring worm), 207 nucleotides. Lineage: Eukaryota; Metazoa; Nematoda; Chromadorea; Rhabditida; Anisakidae. The record is from the annotation of a GenBank genome assembly.
AUGAAUGAGGACGCGGUGAGGUACUUGGUGUUUGAUCGCAUCCGUAAGGAUAUGGUGAGUAGUGCGAGUGCAAUUAUUGGCAGCACAAACAAGAACGGCGCUUCACGCCUAAAUCCGUCUGUCUCGACGUACACUAGUCCGAUCAUAGCACCGUAUACGACCAAAAUUUGUGUUGGAUGUAGAACUGAAGACAUUUUGAACAUCUGA